Malaya genurostris is the source of this 3132-nucleotide messenger RNA. RefSeq lists its product as uncharacterized. NCBI's taxonomy places the organism in Eukaryota, Metazoa, Arthropoda, Insecta, Diptera, Culicidae. The transcript is spliced from 4 exons. The coding region runs from base 538 to 1113 and encodes 191 amino acids. The record is from RefSeq and is a predicted model, not a curated record.
UGCCUGUUUGUCAUCUUGGCCUUUGUUUCGACUGGUCGUCGGAACUGCAGCCGGCCCCGUGCGGUGAUUAUUAAAUUUCCCUUCCGAGGAUGAUUACCCACUUCGGCUCGGCUCUGCUCCGGUCCUUGUCGGCCUGUGUUGCGGUUGGACGAGAAUUUCUGUGGUCACUCGCCGUUUGGAACAGUCUCUGUCGACCGUGUAGCAUUCAUUCACACCUCGCACUUCAUAACAGUCUACUGAGGACCAAGGCGGUUUUUAGCCUCAGCGGUGUGGAUAGUUCCGACACACAGAACCCAGCAUCAUCAGCAUCGGCGACAGCAGCAACAACACCAGCAUUAGUAUCGAUACUCGGGGGUGGUGAAUCAUAUCUUCCGAUGGGUUUGGGCUCGCCUCGAUCAGUCGUCGGGUAAAUCCAAUAGCAGCAGCAAGAUCAGCUGCUGCAGCAGCGAGUCAAUCAUCACUCCACUAGGUAGGUUGUGUUUACCUAAACGGGUAGUUUUAUGUGCACAGGUGUUAGGUGUGUGUUACCGAAAAACCAUGUUCAAAGGAUUCAUCAAAUUUAACGGAUACGCUGUGGCGAUUAGUUGCAUAAACUAUGCUGUCACACGGAUACUAGAAACAAACGUCGAGGGAAGUGUGCUACAGCAGCUUCCUUGGAUGAACAAACUACUAGCAACGAAUUCUCGACCUGAAUCGGUCAUCUACAUCGGUUUCCUGGUAGCCAGUAUAAUCUUAUUAAUGGGAAUCUUUUGGGAAUGCAAAGCCCUAAUGAUACCGUUUAUCAUCUCGUACAUCGUAGUCCUGUACGAGGAAACCAACGGAACUUUCCUGAUGAGCCAUUUGUGGCAGGUUGCGUACACAUUUUAUGCUGCAGUCAGUUUACUGCUGCUGUUGAUGCUGGGGAUUUGUGCGUGUUGUCGAACUGACGCGGGAAACAACAAUCGCAAGCCGAAUCAGAAAGGAUGCUUGGAGUACUUCUGCUGCUGUUUGCGGUGUUACCGGACUCCUCAGAAGAUCAAGCCGGACAUAUCGCGACAGUGUUCCUGCGAAACGCUCAACAUCAGGGUGGCGGAACCUCACGAAAAACACUACCACCGGGUGAUAUUUGUGUGAUUGGCGGAAGGAACCAGAGCCCGCAGUGCCAAACCGUGCUUCCUUAGGUGCAGACGACCAAAGAGAGGGUCGCCUUAGUUUGACUUCUCGAAUCGAGUAGCAACCGAAAACUUGUGAUUUUAGACGAAAUACGAGUUACCAUUAGGAUAAGAAUACUCCUUCUCUAGUGAAAUUACGGAUUAGGGAAACAACGAAACGAUAAGAGUAACAAUUUCGUAGGAACUCGUAUCUAGGAUACUCAAUCGUAUAGUGUAAUUAGAUCGUAAGUGUUACCACCGACUGAAAUAGCAAAGUUUUAGGACGGAAGUGCAUUUCUGAGCACAGCCGAAGUGAACUAAUAGGAAAACGAAGUGAUUCAUCAGUAAAUGCCGAUCGGUGGACAAAGUGGACAACAAUUUAUGAAAGUAACUUUCCAAGCUCAAGUCAGCCCCGUGACCACUGAUCGAUGACUCAUUCUCAGUGGGGAUCACAUUUUACGCCCUGGAAAAGGGAGUUUCGUAGGAAUACCCUUAGUGUAGAAGUAAAAUGUUAUUAUUUUUUUCUGAAAAUGGGUUACUGAGAAAAAGUGUUACAAUAAAGUUAUGAAAUAAAGUCUUCUAGGUUUUUGAAUUUCCACUGAUUUUAAAUAACACUUAAUUUUGUGUGAUUAAACGGCAAACAAUUUCCAAUUCGUGGUGAGAUGCUUUUAUUUACGAACGAAACAGAAGGAAUACACAAUUUUUUGUGAACAGUGGAACUGCCUGAAACCUUCUCCUUCGGGUUCUGGAGCCAUUUGUAGUCAUACAUUACAAAACGUCCUAACACAUGGAUCAAUAAGUCCCGAGACUAAAGCAAAGAUGGCGCUCGUAGUAAACCAGUAACCACGUCUUUCUAGAGUACUAACCUUUGCUUGAAACGGAUCAAAAUUUUAAGUCGAUCCGACCAGAAACAGCUGAGUUAUCGAGGUUGGAGUAAAGUCGUUUUGUAGUUUGUUUAAAAAAUGGAAAAAAAACCGAGUUUCGUGUUUUGAUAAAACAUUGUUUUUUUAAUGGGUAUAAUCACCGUGCAAGCGAAACAAUGGAUUGAAAAAUGUUAUCCGGACUCUUGUUCAUCAAAAGCAACGAUUUGUCGGUGGUUCGCCGAGUUUAAACGUGGUCGUACCGACACAAAUGACGCGGAACGCUCGGGUAGACCUGUAGAAGCCGUUACACCGGAAAAUGUGAGUGAAGUGACAAAAAUUAUAAUCAAAGAUCGUAAAGUGAGGCUCCGUGAAAUUGCUGAGAUGACACAGAUAUCAUAUGGAAGUGUAUUUACUAUCCUUCAUGAAAAAUUGAGCAUGAAAAAGGUUUUUUCCAAGUGGGUGCCGCGAUUGCUUUCGACAAUGACCAUGCACCCUGCCACAAGUCGAUGAAAACAAUGGCGAAAUUGAUCGAAUUGGGCUUUGAUCUGCUUCCCCACCCCCCAUACUCGCCAGAUUUAGCCCCCAGUGACUACUGGCUCAUUGCUGAUCUUAAAAAAAUGCUCCAGGGAAUAAGAUUUGGCUCAAAUGAGGAGGUCAUCGCUGAAACUGAAGCUUAUUUUGAAGCGAAAGAUAAUUUUUUUUAUAAACAUGGUAUUGAAAAAUUGGAAAUACGUUGGAACCGUUGUAUCACCCUAAAAGGUGAUUAUGUUGAUGAAUAAAAAAAAAUUUUGCAAAAAAAAUGUUGUUUCCAUUGUUAGUCUCGGGACUUAUUGAUCCAUGUGUUAAGUGCAAAUGACAGUUUCUCUUUGUUUAUAAACAUAAACAAAGAGAAUCUUUAUUUGCACUUAAGACGCUUUUUACGGUUCUAUUGGCAAUCCUUCCUUUAAACUCUUAACAUAAAAUAAUCCCGAAACUAUCAAUUUAUUAUCUGCAAUGAGGAAAUUUUUCGAAAAUACAGGAAUAUGCCUCAAUAGAACAAACCUAAAAAAACAAGUAGACGCAAUGUUUACACUAUUUAUGUAACGACUUUUAGGAUAUUGGUGCAGUUUUCUUUCUGAUGGCUAGAACGAAAAACGAAU